UGAUGAUGCCUCAGCCGAGAUUAAGCGGGACAGCCUGAAGGCGUUAAGAGUUAUGCAAAUAUUUUACAUGUUCUGGAAUGUGUUCGGUGUGUGGAUGUACAACCUGACUCCAGUAGUGCUGUAUCUGUACCACAUCGUCCGCGGCGACCCUUCACGGCUGGGCGACAUUUGGCACGUCUACUACCCGUUUGAUACGAGCAAGCGCUUGCCGCAUACUUUGGCAUUUUUCUUCGAAAUGUACGGUGGCAUAUCAUCAGUAAACGCCAUGCUAAGCGCCGACAUCCUAUUCAUAACCAUGGCAAGCCACAUCAGCAUGCUGCUCCGUCUCCUGCAAGUCAAGAUACGUCUUAUUGGCACUAUCGGCCAAGAUGAACACGUAGAUGAGAGAAAACGAUCUCAACACAGCUAUGAGAUGAUUGUGGAUGCUGUCAAAAUACAUCAGAGGCUAAUUAGCUAUGGCAAUGACUUGGAGAACGCGUUCACCGUGGUAAAUCUACUGAACGUGCUUCUGAGCUCGGUCAACAUUUGCUGCGUUGUUUUCAGCAUUGUGUUCCUGGAACCGGUGAUGGAUAUGUCCAACAAGCUGUUCAUAGGCGCAGCGCUAACUCAGAUGGGGGUGGUGUGCUGGUACGCAGACGAUAUUUAUAGAGCGAGCGCCGGCGUAGCAGACGCGGCUUACGAGAGCGGUUGGUACCGCUGUGACCCGCGAUGCCGCAGGGCGCUACUAGUCUUGCUGCAGAGAUCCUAACGACAUCAUAUUCCUACUUCACCUUGCUGUAUACAGCGUAUCGGAGGAAUUAGAAAAUGUAUUUCGAC
Molecule: messenger RNA, 816 nt
Organism: Ostrinia furnacalis (Asian corn borer)
Lineage: Eukaryota; Metazoa; Arthropoda; Insecta; Lepidoptera; Crambidae
Product: odorant receptor 4
Exons: 7
Coding region: 53-748 (231 amino acids)
Biological process (GO): detection of chemical stimulus involved in sensory perception of smell; sensory perception of smell
Cellular component (GO): plasma membrane
Molecular function (GO): olfactory receptor activity; odorant binding
Source: RefSeq, a predicted model, not a curated record